CAAAAUAAAUUCUCUAAUAAAAAACUCGCAAGCACCCACUUUUAUAUACUGAAAGAGAAACUUGUGAAUAGAUGUUUUGCCAUUGCCAAAACCAAAACGAAUGUCCUUCCUUCUGCCGCUCAAAGCGAAGCUUAGGGCAUUUAAUCUUUAAAUUAAAAAUAAAAAAGCCCCUUCAAUACACAUUUCAUUAAAUUCUUGAAUUGAUUAAUAAAAAUUUGAUUUUUUUUUACAGACCCUAUCUAUUCCCUUCCAUACCCUGCAUUAUUCCUUUCCUAAUAAUUCCCGGGUAAAGUUCAAUCUUUUGGUUUUGUGUUCUUUUUUUUUUAGUGGAAUAAUCUUUAGUGGGUAUUGGCCAAAUUCGGGCUUUUUGACUAUGUCUUUGUUCUUUCGGGUAUUGUAGGAGCUGCUCGUUGAUGGGUUGGAGACAGUUCUUGCUGUCGGUGUUCAAAAUCGGCAAUUUAAGUUUCUAGAUUCAAAGUGUUGCAUCUAGUAACUUGUUACUAGCUGGUUGAUCGAGGAAACGGUCAUGCUUCUGUUCCAACCCAUGAUUUGCAGAAUCUUUUCAUAAAACAUUUGCGUAUUUUGGGAAUGGACUGGUUGUUUUUAUCUGCCAUCAAGAUUUAUAAAUGAUGUUCUGGGGGCAAAGGGCUGCAAAUGCUCUUGGCAUGUUUAGGUUGAGAUGGGGUGGUGAAUCCUCUUUGACAACAGGCUUACUAGGUGAUGUGCCUCAUGAGAUUGAGGUGUCUGACUAUGGAAGAUUACCAGCUAGUCCUCGUAGCGAAUGCCCUUCAGGGCUUCUCAAUGGUGAGAGUCUAAAUGUGGAACCGAUUGCUGACUUGGACUUGUUUUUCGAGCGGCUCUAUAUCUACUAUUGUGAAAAGGGGCUUUGGUGCAUAAUUAUAAAAUGGAUAGUUGAACUUCUGAGUGUGGGCUUUACCAUAUGUUUCUCAGGGUUUUUCUUAUUGUUUGUUGAUUGGAAUGGUCUCCACAAUGCAAAAUGUGGGAUGGAUGCGGUUGAGUCUGGAACUAAACCGUGUGAUCUUGCUAAGGAAGCACUUCAAGAGCACCCAUUAACUCCCUUAACACUUUCAAAAGCUAUUGUUGUUGGAUAUUUGGUGCUUUUUUCCGUCUAUUGGGUAUUCUGUUUUUUGAGGUUUUUUGCACAAUUAAAGGAUACCCUCGGUAUGCAACAUUUCUUUUAUAACAGUCUCCAUAUUACCGACAGUGAGAUUCAGACCAUGCCUUGGGCAACGAUACUUGAAAGGGUUGUCCGAUUACAAAGUUCUUCACAACUCUGUGUGGUCAAGGAUCUUUCUACUCAUGAUGUGGUUAUGCGAUUGAUGCGGAAGGAGAACUACUUGAUUGGAAUGCUUAAUAAAGGAGUGCUUGCUUUUCCUAUUUCACCUUGGGUUCCAGGUGCUGGUCCAACUGUCAAAUUUGGCUCUGGUGGAACGCGACAUCGUCUGAUCCUGACAAAGUCACUUGAAUGGACCUUAAAUUGGUGUAUAUUGCAAAGCAUGUUUGACCGAAACUUUUGUGUUAGAAGGGACUUCAUUACUAAUCCUAGAACAUUGAAGAAGAGGCUUAUAAUUGUUGGGCUUACUAUGCUUCUACUCUCUCCAUUUCUCGUCAUAUUCAUGCUGGUUUAUCUCUUCUUAAGGCAUGCUGAGCAAUUCUAUAAUCAUCCAAGUACAGCUUCUUCUCGAAGAUGGUCUAAUUUGUCAAAAUGGAUGUUUAGGGAAUUCAAUGAGGUUGAACAUUUAUUUAGGCAUCGGAUUAAUAGCAGUGUAAUGCAUGCUUCCGAGUACCUAAAGCAAUUUCCCUCACCGGUUAUUUCCAUUAUCGCAAAAUUUAUCUCAUUUGUAUCUGGCGGCUUUGCUGCUGUCUUGAUCAUCAUUGCCUUUGUGGAAGAAUCUUUGCUAGAGGGCCAUAUAUUUGGUCGGAACUUGUUUUGGUAUGCAGCUAUUUUUGGAACCAUAACAGCAAUUAGCCGGGCUGCUGUUGCAGAUGAACUUCUGGUCCUUGAUCCAGGAGGAGCAAUGUCUAUGGUGGUACAGCAUACACAUUAUAUGCCGAAGAGAUGGCGUGGUAAAGAAAACAUCAAAACAGUCCGUAUAGAGUUUGAAACUCUAUAUCAGUACACUGGAAUGAUAUUGCUAGAGGAGAUGGCCUCGAUUUUCCUCACUCCAUUGUUGCUUCUAUUUGUUGUCCCAAAGCAGGUGGAUGACAUUUUACAGUUCAUUGCCGAUUUUACCAUAGAUGUUGAAGGUGUCGGUCAUGUUUGCAGUUUUAGUGCCUUUGAUUUCCAAAACCACGGAAAUAGCAAAUAUGGGUCUCCACACAAUGUGCCUCGUGCACAAAGGAGUUCCCAAGGGAAAAUGGAGAAGUCAUUCUUGAGUUUCCAGAGUAGCUAUCCUUUGUGGGAACCGGAUGCUCAGGGUAAGCAGUUCCUGUCAAAUAUUAGAAUUUUCAGGGAGCAAAAGUUGCAAGGGCAAGGAACUGGACACACAUAUUCUGUGGAUAGAUUGUGGCGUGGUAGCCCACAGAGAGCUUACAGAGAUAGAAACGGCCUUUCAUCAAGAGAAAUGCAACACAAUAUUCCGGGCUCCGGCAAUGAUUCGAGGUCUUCAUGGAUAAUUGAUGCUGUUCAAAAGAAUCACCCGUGUCUUCUCGAUUGGUAUUAUACCUCUCGACCUCACCAUGUGAGAAGUCAUAGGAGAGACACCACAACAAGGCAAUUUGAACUGGCCGAGCAACAGCAUGGGGACUAUUGGGGGCCAACUAGCCUAGCACAUAAUGAAGGAAUAGAUGAAGAUCACUGGCUACACCACUAUGACAAUUGGCCGCAGUCGCAACUUGAAGCUUCGACAUCAGCUCCUUUCUUCCAUGACAGUGUACUUCAGCAUCAUGAUGCAAAUGACUUGGCACACCAUACAUGGAGCCAUUGGUGGGACCGAAGUGGCUUGCACGGUUCACAGCCCCAAGCAAGUUUUCUUGAGCCUCCCGAUUUCAACCGCUAUCCUGCAGACUGUCAGUACAAUAACUUAUCCGAGAGAAGCAUACAAGGGCAAGAUCAAUACCUUGAUUGGCGGGAUUCUCGGAGGUUAUCCCAUAUGUCUUACAUGGACGAUCUUGAAGCUGGAGGGGACAUAAAUCUUCAUUUUGACGGUAUCUAUACCACAUCUCCCGAAUCUCCCACCGUAAAUUUAAGGCCCCCGGGCUUCCAUUAAUCAAAGAAGCUUUAGUUUCUGGAUUGGUACUUACCUUCAGAUGAAUGGAAUGGAAAUCAAAUUCCAACUUUCCAUAUUCAUUGUUGUAUAUAUAUAUAUAUAUUCAUUAAGAGGUUCAUUUCUUUAAGGCCUAAACUCCAUUUUAGGGUAACAUAUUGCACACCAAUUCAGUGUUAGCCUUUUGAUAUGUAUAAACGAACAAUUGUAAGCCAUUGAUCGAUUCAAAUGAUUCAUUCAAAUC
Gossypium arboreum is the source of this 3471-nucleotide messenger RNA. Its product is annotated as autophagy-related protein 9-like. Gene Ontology annotation, cellular component: phagophore assembly site; autophagosome. The transcript has 11 exons. NCBI's taxonomy places the organism in Eukaryota, Viridiplantae, Streptophyta, Magnoliopsida, Malvales, Malvaceae. The record is from RefSeq and is a predicted model, not a curated record. The coding region runs from base 627 to 3230 and encodes 867 amino acids. Gene Ontology annotation, biological process: autophagy of mitochondrion; protein localization to phagophore assembly site.